AUGAAACUCGUGGGCAUUGGUUUUCCAGAGUUUCAAUCAUGCCAUUUGCUUCUUUGUAUUUCUCUUGCACUUUGUUUUAACCAAGUCUCCUCCACCACCAAUGAAACAGAUAGACUCGCGCUUCUCCAGUUUAAGGCCAGCAUAACUGGAGAUCCUUUCGGUGCGCUCAACUCAUGGAACAAAAGCAUUGGGUUUUGCCAAUGGUAUGGCGUUACGUGUGGCCGGAGGCACCGGAGGGUCACUGUCUUGGACUUGUCAUCCCAAGGACUCUCUGGAUCAAUCUCUCCUUAUAUCGGAAACCUCAGUUUCGUAAGGGAAAUGCUGCUCCAAAACAAUAGUUUUGAUCAUGAAAUUCCUCCACAAGUUGGUCAGUUGCGCCGCCUACGUAUUCUAGGAUUGCACUACAAUUCAUUGGUUGGCGAAAUUCCCAGUAACAUAUCGGGUUGCUUGGACUUGGUCGUUCUCUCCCUUGGGAACAACCAACUAACUGGAGAAAUUCCAGUAGAGCUCGGCUCAUUGCUGAAGCUAUGGCGGUUGAAUUUGUAUGCUAACAACCUAACCGGGAGUGUGCCUUCCUCCAUUGGGAACUUAUCUUCACUGGGGAUCCUUUAUUUAACCUGGAACAACUUGGGCGGGAGCAUUCCCCAAGUUCUAGGCCAGCUGACAAACUUGCAAUUCAUUGGCGUUGGAUUUAACGGAUUGUCGAGUACAAUUCCAUCUUCCUUACUCAAUCUCUCUUCACUAAUUUUGUUUGAUGUUACAGACAACCGGAUACAGGGGACUCUUCCAACAGGUAUAGGCCUCAAACUCCUGAAUCUUGAAUUUUUUAGUGUUACAAAGAACCAACUUGAGGGGCUGAUUCCUUCUUUGAUAUCGAAUUGCACAAAGCUAGAUGUGCUUCAAAUUGGAAGUAACAAAUUUUCCGGGAAAGUACCUUCUUUGGAAAAUUUGUAUAAGCUUGGUCGCUUUGAAAUCUUUGGUAAUCAUCUUGGAAGUGGAAAACCUGAAGACUUGAGCUUCUUUUGCUCGUUAACUAACAGCACCAAAUUAGAGUACGUGAGUAUCGACGAGAACAAGUUUGGUGGGGUGUUACCUAAAUGCCUAGGUAAUUUAUCCACCACUCUCAAAACAUUUUCUGCAGCCAUGAAUCAAAUAUAUGGUGAGAUUCCAGAAGAAAUCGGGAAUAUUGUCAACUUGGAAGUAUUGUUUAUGAAUCUCAACCAGCUUUCAGGUGUUAUCCCCUCAAAUUUUGCAAAUCUACAAAAUCUAAGGAUGCUGCAGUUCAGUGAUAAUAAUCUGAGAGGGAUAAUCCCAUCUUUUUUAGGAAAUCUAACCAGGCUAAUUGAACUAUAUAUUGGUGGGAACAACUUUCAUGGGAAAAUUCCUUCACACUUAUCAAACUGCCGGUCUCUUGCUCUGCUUGAUCUGUCUAAUAACAAUCUUAGUGGUGCCAUAUCCCCAAAACUUAUCGGUCUCUCGUCGUUAGCCAUCAUUCUAGACUUGUCUCGUAACCAUCUGACUGGGGUUCUACCCAUGGAAGUUGGCAACUUGAGUACUUUGACUGUGUUGGACAUCUCUAACAAUAUGCUGGUAGGUGAAAUCCCAAGUAGUUUAGGUGAUUGCAUUGCAUUGACAUCACUGAGGAUGGGGGGCAACUUCUUCCACGGGUCGAUUCCACCAUCAAUCAGAUUGCUAGGGGGCAUUGAAGAACUAGAUUUUUCACACAACAAUUUGUCGGGUCAGAUUCCAGAAUUCUUAGCGGUAUUUCGUUCCUUAAAACUUCUGAAUUUGUCGUACAAUAAGUUUGAAGGAAUGCUACCACGUGAAGGAGUCUUUAAGAAUGCUACCAUUACUUCUAUUGUUGGGAACAAUGAACUCUGCGGUGGAUUGCCAGAAUUUCACCUCCCCAACUGCAUUUUCAAAAUCACCAAGAGCGGAAAGAUCAAUUUAAUGAUAUUUUUCACUUUUGUUAUUUCCGGAGUUCUUGGGAUGGCUCUAAAUGCAGCUUCUAUAUAUCUUUGUUGGGUGAAGAAGAAAGGAAAUAAACCGAUUUCAAGUUUCAUGGAUGGUUCGGUUCCAAGUUUCAUGGAUGAUUCGCGUCUGAAAAUAUCUUAUGAAACAAUCUUAAAAGCAACUGGAGGUUUUUCUUCAACGAAUUUGAUCGGUGGUGGAAGCUUUAGUUCUGUUUAUAGGGGGAUACUCGAGGACAAUAAAAUGGUUGUUGCUGUGAAGGUGAUUCAUUUAUUCCGUCGGGGUGCUCCGAAGAGCUUUAUAGUCGAGUGCGAGGUGUCAAAGAACAUCAGACAUCGAAAUAUUUUGAAAAUACUAAGAGUUUGCUCUUAUGGUGAUCGUCAAGGAAAUUAUUUUAAGGCUUUAGUCUAUGAAUUCAUGGACAAUGGAAGCUUGAAACAGUGGCUACACCCACGCGCAACAUCAUCUCAUGGGAAUGAGCUUCCAAAAAAGUUGAAUCUCAUUCGGAGGAUAAAUAUUGCUAUUGAUGUUGCUUUUGCACUAGAUUAUCUUCAUCAUCAGUGCCACAUCCCCAUCGUUCAUUGUGAUCUAAAACCGAGCAAUAUCCUCUUAGAUGCUAAGAUGGUCGCACAUAUUGGCGACUUUGGAUUGGCAAAAUUCCUUGAUACUGUAACUAAUCCGAUGACCUCAGUGGGACUUGGAGGGACAAAUGGUUAUGCUCCACCAGAGUAUGCAAUGGGAUACAACGCUUCAAGAGAAGGCGAUGUCUAUAGUUAUGGCAUUCUCUUAUUGGAGAUAUUCACAGGAUUGAGUCCCACUAGUCACACAUUGGGAGGCAGUUUGAUUCUUCAUAAUUUUGUCACAGAAGCUUUGCCUGAACGAGUGCUAGAAAUUACGGAUAACGUUUUGCUUCAAGAAAGAGAGAACUAUAUAGGCGUUCAUAAGAUAAGUCUUCCGCAUUGGUUUUCCAAAAGCGAUGCCAUAUUUCAAGAAUGUUUAGUUAUGGUGUAUAAGAUUGGAGUUGCUUGUUCGAACCAAGUGCCAGAAAGACGGAUGAGCAUUAGCAAAGUUGCAGAUUGCCUGCGCCACAUUAGGGAGAAACUCUUUACAUUGGGUUUACAAGAAAAAUAUGAACCACCAAUAGCUUAA
Messenger RNA from Syzygium oleosum, 3120 nucleotides. Its product is annotated as probable LRR receptor-like serine/threonine-protein kinase At3g47570. Bases 1 to 3120 code for a protein of 1039 amino acids. Gene Ontology annotation, biological process: protein phosphorylation. Lineage: Eukaryota; Viridiplantae; Streptophyta; Magnoliopsida; Myrtales; Myrtaceae. The record is from RefSeq and is a predicted model, not a curated record. Gene Ontology annotation, molecular function: protein kinase activity; protein binding; ATP binding. Gene Ontology annotation, cellular component: plasma membrane. The transcript is spliced from 2 exons.